This is a messenger RNA of Agelaius phoeniceus (red-winged blackbird), 1171 nucleotides long. RefSeq names its product proline rich 5 like (gene PRR5L). Lineage: Eukaryota; Metazoa; Chordata; Aves; Passeriformes; Icteridae. Gene Ontology annotation, cellular component: TORC2 complex. The record is from RefSeq and is a predicted model, not a curated record. Gene Ontology annotation, biological process: TORC2 signaling.
GGAGACAAGAGCCUUUCUGAUGGUCCUGCUGUGCUGCACCUGACCCUAUGAAAGGAGGGUUCACCGUAGCUCUGUCCUUUGCGCUCCAGCCCCACAAGAUGGGCUCGUUCAGAAGGCCCCGGCCUCGCUUCAUGAGCUCCCCUGUCCUCAGCGAUCUGCCUCGCUUCCAGGCAGCCCGGCAGGCCAUGCAGCUCAGCUCCAACUCUGCCUGGAACAGCGUACAAACAGCAGUGAUAAAUGUGUUCAAAGGGGGAGGCUUGCAGAACAAUGAACUUUACACCCUCAAUGAAAAUAUCAGACGGCUGCUGAAGAGUGAACUUGGAUCCUUCAUCACAGAUUACUUUCAGAACCAGCUCCUUGCGAAAGGCUUGCUGUUUAUGGAGGAGAAGGUCAAGCUGUGUGAAGGUGAGGAUCGCAUUGAUGUCCUGUCUGAAAUCUGGGAUCACUAUUUUACAGAGACUCUUCCUACACUCCAGGCAAUAUUCUACCCAGUCCAGGGUCAGGAGUUGACUAUCCGUCAGAUUGCUCUUCUUGGCUUCAGAGACUUGGUCUUGCUAAAAGUAAAGUUGGAAGAAAUCCUUCCCCUGGUCCAGACAAAGGUUCCAGCUUCCAUUGUCCAGAUGCUGUUAAUUCUGCAGAGUGUCCAUGAGCCUACUGGCCCUACUGAGGGCUAUCUACAGCUGGAAGAGCUGGUCAAGCAGGUGGUAUCACCAUUCCUAGGUUUUUGUGAGGAUCACAGCUCCUCUGGUAGCACCUGCUUGCUUGAGAGAAGGUACUCCAGAUCCUGCCCUAAGGCCUUGACCCCACUGACGGAGCAGGAGGGCGAGGCUUACCUGGAGAAGUGCGGGAGCAUCCGUCGGCACACGGUGGCCAACGCUCACUCGGACCUCCAGCUGCUGGCCAUGGCCUCCAUGAUGCACACGGGCAUGGUGGUGGAGGAGCAGGACACUCCUGACAAGUGCCUGCUGCUGCAGCCCAGCUGCUUCGGGCACCGGCAGUGCUCCAGCGAGCCCAGCAUCGCCGACGGCCCCGAGGCAGCUGCGCCUGCAGCCGGCAGGCAGGACCCUGCUGAGCUCAACUGCACCUCUGUCUGCUAGGAGGAGGCUGCCUGAGGGUGGAGAACUGCGUGCACCACGCUGGACAAAGGGCUGUGUCGUCCCUGCUGGGGAAA